AUGAUCAACUUCAAUUUGUCGGCUACUUUUAAUGUAGUCCGGAUACUGUUUAAGCCAAGCAUCUGUCUUCCGCACCACACAGCCUCGAAUUUCAAUGAUCUUCCUAUUCCGCUAGAUAAGGCACUGCAGCGCGAAGGGCGCGCUGCGACCGAUAUCCGCGCGGUGGUCCUUGACAAAGAUGAUUGCUUUGCUUACCCCGAUCAGAAUGAAGUAUAUCCAGAUUAUAAGGACAAGUUUGAGGCUUUGAAGAACGCAUAUCCUGGACGCCGACUUCUCAUUGUCUCGAACACGGCUGGGGCUCAGAGUUGGGACCCGAAGCUCAAAAUAGCCGUCGAGGUGGAGAAGAACACAGGUGUCUCUGUGCUGUCGCAUUCUGUCAAGAAGCCAGGGUGUGGCAGGGAGAUCAUGGAAUAUUUCAAGCAACAUCCUGAGACAGGAGUCACGCACCCGUCGCAGAUUGCCGUAGUAGGUGAUCGACUCACAACAGAUAUGAUGCUGGCCAAUAUGAUGGGUGGAUGGGGUUUUUGGAUUCGAGAUGGAGUGAUUCCUCUCAAGCAGAAGAGUUUCGUGAGUAUUUUCGUUUUCGUAAUUCACCUUCAGAUAGCGGUUUCUAAUGCCGAACAGUUUUCUCGGAUAGAACGACCUCUGUCGGCCUUUCUAAUGGCCAGAGGGGUUGUGGCCAUGGAUCCUCGCAGCCCCUUUGAGGAACACUUCACUGCUCUACGUUGUUUGACACCUACAGCGACCACCGGCGAAAUGGGCGGGAAAACCUGGAACAAGGCAGAGGAGCUCAUCUUCUGGCGUACCAUCAUUCCCCAGUCGCCCCAGGCUGCAAACAUGUCAGACAGGUUGAAAUCCUGGAAUCAAUGUGCCGCAAUCAUGCAACGGAUGAUGGGCCUACCACCACGGCGUAUUUACACGAAGACGAUGCUUUACGAACACUAUUAUCAAAACAUCAAAACAAGAAGACACUCGCCUCAAGCACGGCCAUUUGUCCGCCAGCAUAUGCGAGAACUUGCCCGCGAUGAAGUACUAGGCCCUUCAACUCCUGAAAGAAACCUUCGCCCCGAGAGCAGACAGCAAGACCAAGUUAUGGCCUCGACGGAUGAAGUGGGCGCUCAUGAUUGCACCUCUGAUAAUACCGACAAGACCACAAGCUCUUCGAGUGAAGGAUGCUCGCCCUUUGAAGCACUCCUUAUUGCUACCAAGUUGGAUCACGAGAGGGCAAAAUCAGCCGAUUCUUCUUACGUCGACUGCUCUAUGUCGUCGAUUUCUGUGAUCUCAGCCUCUGAGGUUCGCGAUUUUUAG
Clonostachys solani is the source of this 1308-nucleotide messenger RNA. The record is from the annotation of a GenBank genome assembly. Lineage: Eukaryota; Fungi; Ascomycota; Sordariomycetes; Hypocreales; Bionectriaceae.